Messenger RNA from Acyrthosiphon pisum (pea aphid), 1835 nucleotides. It is a transcript of the gene Arp3, whose product is annotated as Actin-related protein 3. Lineage: Eukaryota; Metazoa; Arthropoda; Insecta; Hemiptera; Aphididae. The record is from RefSeq and is a predicted model, not a curated record. The transcript has 8 exons. The coding region runs from base 197 to 1453 and encodes 418 amino acids.
GAUAAUGUUGAUAAUGAAUAAUGAAUAAUGAUUAGUGUUGGACUUUAAUAGUGAAAAUAAUCAAAUAGGAUCAUAACGAUAUAACGAUUAACGAUUUACUACCCGUACAUUUUUUGUUUUAGAUUAUUUAAUUUCGUUAUUCCGAUUCUUUUCUUGUUCCGAAGAACUGUCCGACAGAGUUAUUCAAUUCGACGAUAUGCUAGGCAGACUUCCACCAUGCGUCAUCGAUGUGGGGACUGGGUAUACAAAGUUGGGAUUUGCUCCCAACAAAGAGCCACAGAUGAUAAUACCAUCGGCGAUUGCCAUCAAGGAGUCGGCUAAGGUUGGUGAUCAGACGGUUCGACGGCUUACAAAGGGCGUGGAAGAUUUGGAUUUCUACAUAGGAGAUGAGGCAUUUGAUGCCAAGGGCUAUUCCAUUAAAUACCCAGUGAGGCAUGGUUUGGUCGAAGACUGGGAUCUGAUGGAAAGGUUUUUAGAACACUGUAUUUUUAAAUAUUUAAGAGCUGAGCCUGAAGAUCAUCAUUUUUUACUAACCGAACCACCAUUAAAUACACCAGAAAACCGUGAAUAUACUGCUGAAAUAAUGUUUGAAACAUUCAAUGUUCCCGGUCUUUAUAUUGCUGUACAAGCUGUAUUGGCAUUGUCUGCUUCCUGGAAAUCACGGCCUCUUCAUGAACGUAUACUGACGGGUCUUGUAGUGGAUAGUGGUGAUGGUGUAACCCAUAUAAUUCCAGUAGCUGAAGGCUACGUAAUUGGUAGUUGUAUCAAACACAUACCAAUAGCUGGUCGUAAUAUAACAUAUUUUAUUCAGUCAUUGUUGAGAGAAAGAGAAAUUGGUAUUCCACCAGAACAAAGUUUAGAGACAGCUAAAGCAAUUAAAGAGCGUUAUUCCUAUAUAUGUCCAGAUAUUGCUAAAGAAUUUGCCAAGUAUGAUUCAGAACCAUCAAAAUGGUUAAGAAAAUAUGAUGGAAUCAACAGUGUGACUAAGCAACCUUUUUCUGUAGAUGUUGGAUAUGAACGGUUUUUGGGACCAGAAAUUUUCUUCCAUCCUGAAUUUUCAAAUCCUGAUUUUACCACUCCUAUAUCCGAAAUGGUUGACACAGUUAUACAAAAUUGUCCAAUUGAUGUGCGUCGUCCAUUGUAUGAUAAUAUUGUUCUAUCUGGAGGUUCAACUAUGUUUAAAGACUUUGGUAGACGUCUUCAGAGGGACAUCAAACGUGUGGUUGAUGCUAGAUUGAAACGUAGUGAAACAAUAGCCGGAGAUAAUUUAAAACCAAAACCUAUUGAUGUUCAAGUGUAUACUCACAAUAUGCAAAGAUAUGCUGUUUGGUUUGGCGGUAGUAUGUUAGCUUCUUCACCCGAGUUCUAUACAGUGUGCCAUUCGAAAAAAGAUUACGAAGAAUAUGGGCCGAGUAUAUGUCGACAUAAUCCCGUUUUUGGGACAAUGAUGUAGCCCUUCUUCAUGACUGGGUCACAAUAUUUUAAAUUUAUAAAAAAAAAUCAUAUAUUAUUAAUUAUUAUUUAUUUAUAUAUUUAUAUAUAUACAUUUAAUUUUUUUUACUUAUUACAAAUAAAAUAUUAUUAAAAUUUACUUAUAAUUAUUUUCAAUUUAUGUUCACUCAGUAAUUUAAUAUCGGUGCUCGAUACUAAUUUUGUAUUUUUUUUUGUAUUGUUAUUUACAACGAUCAUAAUAUAGGCUACAAUAUUGCCAAUUUAUGGAAUUUAGGAUAAAAUGUGCAUACAGAAUUUAACAUUGGAUAUUCAUGUACAUGUAAAAAUUUCUCUUCCAAAUAACGAUUCCUUUGUUGAAAUAAAUUAUGGAUAUUAUUAAUUUA